GCUUGCAGUCACAGCCCAGCAGGAGCCACCGCCGCGGGGACUUCUGCCGGUGCCGGGCCAGACGACGCCACGCGCUUUUCCUUGAGCCUCACGCCUGAAGCCAUCCUGGUCAUCCAGAGGCGCCACCUGGAGAAGCAAUUGCUGGCGCGGCCCCGCAGACCCUUCUCCACGCCCUCGGCCGACUCACGGCGCCCACUGGUCCCCUGUCCCCGGACCAGGACCUCGACUGCGCGGAGGGGCGGUCCCACCGACCCGCCUCUAGCUGUGGCUGUCAGUAGCCGCUCUCCCAGUGCCUCGCUGAUGCCGCCUGGAGGUUUGCAGGCCACUCUGCCCAGCUUGCGCCCCUCCAGCCUGCGCCCAGUGCUCAAGGUGUCGCUGCUCAAUGAGAAGCACAAGUAUGACGAUGAGGAGUACGAGGAGGAAGUGGAGGUGGUGGACGAGGGCCUGGUGCGCAAGUGCACCGAGUGGUUGCGUGGGGUGGAGUCGGCACACGCUUCGAGGGGACGGAUGGGACAUCUGGACACACUGCCUCACCUGAGCACACUGUGAGCUAGGAGGGCCUGGUGUGACCCGACCUGGUUUGAAGCCCACCACCACCGCCUCCUGCCCUCCUUGCUCACCUGGACUCUUGUGAACCAGGUAGGCCAGCAAGGGUCAGCACCAUAGCCUGGAACUUUCCACAGGUGCACUUGGUCAUGGGUGACCCACAGCCUCCUCUAAUACCCACCACCCACCUGUGUACCUUAUACCGCGAGCCAAGUAGUUCAGCGUGGGACACAGCAGACUUGCCUGACUCCAAUGGCUGUCCUCUGCUCUUCCUGCUCCCCCGAGGGGAGGAAGGACCUGUGAAAUGCCUUCUAACUCCCACCCGAAGGAGUGGUCCCAGGGGCCCUCCGCCCCAGGUGAUAUCCCACUUCUUGGAGGACUCUGCAAGCUUGUGACCACUGAGGGUGGGUGGUCUCCUGUUGUAGAGCUGGGACAUGGUGCUACAUUCAUGAUUUGUUUCCUUCCAAAUCAGAAAGAUGUUGGGUGCCGGAAAGCCUAGGAACUCUGGUUAACUUAACUUGUAACUGGGCAGCCCUGUGAGCGAGCUUCAGGGGAACUGAGCUCCUGCUGGUGGACUUGGGUUGUAUCUGCACACCCCUGCCCUCACACACACACACACACACACACACACACACACACACACACUCCCGUGCCAAUACACAGGCACACCCAUGCCCAUAGCUAUAUACGAACUGUCCCUCCAGCAGUCAUGGGGCCAUGCAUACUUGCACAGCCACCCACACGUGCCCAUGAUAAUGCAUACAUCGCCGUUCUCGCAUAUAUGUGCAUUCAUGCAAUACAUCAAUCUCACUGUAGUCACAGCCACACUCGUGCUUUCGGGAGCAUGGAAUUGUUUUCAAGAGCCAUACCAAGGAGGGAACAGGGGUUGGUUGUGGUUGGCAUUUGCUAAGAAAGCAGCCUUUAACUGGGGGUACAGCAGUGUCUCCCACACUAGCUAAGGAGGGAGUAUGGCCAGGGUGGCAUGUGUGUGAAAGCGAGGCAGGGCAAGCCUGCCCACUGGAGCAGUUAGUGUGAGGGGGAAGCAGGAAGUAGCCGUGGGUGAGGGCAGGUAUCUUCCAUCACUGUGAAGAUCAGCAACACAGGGGCUCUGUAAGCUGUAAAUAGUGACUUUUUAAAUGUGAUUUAUUAUUGGAAUGAAGGGUAGAACUCCCGUCUCUUAGCAGCCGUGCCCUUCUCACUAACUCGAGGAUGAUUCUUUAGGAUUUCUUCCGAGCCUGAGUGGAUUUAACCCCAAGGAUGAGAAGGAAGUAUUUGUUCUAGUCAGAUCAGGUUGGCAAUAGAAGAGUAAUGCAGUACCUCAGUUAUUUUUUUUUCUUAUGCAAGUCAAUAACUGGUUUAAUGUGUAUCUCGUUAGAGUUUAAUAUGUCAAUUCUUAAUUGUAUUUUAAAUCGAAGCCUUACAUUUUAAAGAACCAACUGCAUAAUUUUCCUUGUAGAGAGACCUUUGCUCUCUCUGUCUCUCUGUCCCCGUUUCUCUUUCCGUCUCUCUCUCAUCCUCCGCACAAGCUUUGUUAAACAUGAAGCCUUAGUUCAGAGGGAGCUACACCAGCCAGCCACUAGAUGAGUUUAAAAAAGAAAAAAGCCACUAAUUGAUUCCUCUUUCUUGAUCCUAGUUUGAAAGCUUGGAAGUAGAUUUCCAUUGAUUUUUUAAAUGGUUGAUGCCAAAGGGGCAAAAUUAGUGAUGCUGGUAAAGGUAGAUGGGAGGUUUUCUCCCUGGCAUGAGCAGAAGGGCUCUUUCUCUAGGCAGGACGGAUGGGGAGCCUCUGCACCCAAGCCUGGCACAGCAAGGCUUCAUGUCACCCACAUCCUGCGCAAACACCAAGUCUUAAGAUGCUCAGCUCCCUGACCCCAGCAGCUGUGACAGCGCCAGGAACAGUUCCCGGUGUCCCCUAAAGGGAUGGCCUCUAAGGAGGUCUUCCUCACUCUUGCCCAUCCUCUGGAUCUCUGUACCACUCUGUCCAUCCCUGUCUCUGUCUGCUUUGGUUUUCUUUCCUCACUGUCUCCUUCAGGCUGCCCUCUCCUACUUCCUGCUCUAACUGGCCUCGGUUCAAAGCUAAGCACAUUCUCCCUGGUUGGUUAUUCACAGGGGUUUGUGCUCCUGGCCCUCCACUUUAGAGACAGGAGCAUGUUUGUGUCGGAUGGUCGAUGACCCUCCUUAAGAAAAGGAAGGUCUGCACUCGCAAAGUCUCUUCGUCAUUGCUGACAUUCUGGGGGAACAUUCCUAUCACUGUGCUACAAUUUCUUAAUGUUUAAAUAAAAAAUGGCAUU
Molecule: messenger RNA, 2834 nt
Organism: Cricetulus griseus (Chinese hamster)
Lineage: Eukaryota; Metazoa; Chordata; Mammalia; Rodentia; Cricetidae
Source: RefSeq, a predicted model, not a curated record